This is a messenger RNA of Pelecanus crispus (Dalmatian pelican), 1017 nucleotides long. Its product is annotated as 3-mercaptopyruvate sulfurtransferase. Gene Ontology annotation, molecular function: thiosulfate-cyanide sulfurtransferase activity. Gene Ontology annotation, cellular component: mitochondrion. The record is from RefSeq and is a predicted model, not a curated record. NCBI's taxonomy places the organism in Eukaryota, Metazoa, Chordata, Aves, Pelecaniformes, Pelecanidae.
CAGUCAGGUGGAUUCAGGCAGACUCCAGGAAUCAGGUAAUCUUGGCCAGGCCUCUGGAGCAAUGUCGCAACAACUCCUCUACCGUGCGCUGGUGUCUGCCAAAUGGCUUUCAGAAGCCAUCAAGUCCCAGCAAGUUGGUCUGGCCUUGAGAAUUGUGGAUGCAUCCUGGUAUUUGCCGAAGAUGAAGCGUGACCCGAAGCGGGAAUUUGAGGAGCGCCACAUCCCUGGUGCAGUUUUCUUCGACAUUGACCAGUGCAGCGACCGUACUUCACCUUACGAUCACAUGCUGCCCAAGGCUGAUGAUUUUGCUGAGUACGUGGGGAAGCUGGGUGUGGGGAAUGAUUCUCAUGUUGUGGUGUAUGAUGGCAGCGACCAAGGUCUCUUCUCAGCACCGCGGGUGUGGUGGAUGUUCCGGGCCUUUGGACAUGAAGCUGUCUCCCUUCUGGAUGGUGGCCUGAAGAACUGGCAGCGAGAGGGGAAUGCGCUGAGCUCUGGGAAAAGCCAAGUAGCUCCCUCCGAGUUCCACGCCUCCUUGGACAAGUCCCUGGUGAAAACAUACGAGGACGUCUUAGAUAACUUGGAUUCCCACCGCUUCCAAGUAGUGGAUGCGCGCGCUGCAGGACGGUUCCGGGGAGUAGAACCAGAGCCCCGAGAUGGAAUUGAGCCUGGUCACGUCCCUGGGUCGAUGAACAUCCCCUUCACCGAUUUCCUCACAGAGUCUGGCUUAGAGAAGACCCCUGAGCAGAUCCGCAGUCUGUUCCAGGAGAAGAAGGUGGACCUCUUAAAGCCGGUGGUAGCCACGUGUGGCUCUGGGGUCACUGCCUGCCACGUGGCUCUGGGAGCAUACCUCUGUGGCAAGCCAGAUGUUGCUGUAUACGAUGGGGCCUGGGUGGAAUGGUACAUGCGGGCACAGCCUGAAAAUAUUAUUUCUGAGGGAAAGGGGAAGACAGUGUAACAAGCUGCUUUGUCUCCCAGCUGUGCAGAGAAUUUGCCUUGAAACAGGAUUUGGAAAAGAUG